AUGGCACCGGUAAUAGACAGCUCUGCCAUUCCGGGGACGGUGACAUUGGUUGAUGUUCAGCAUGUUUUGAACACACGUCACGCUCGAGGCGAUUCAGACAUUGUUUUGAUCCCGACACCUUCAAACGACCCGGAUGACCCUCUCAACUGGAGUCCGAGAAGGAAGCUUCUAUCUACAAUCUGUGUCAGCACUUAUACUUUGUUUGCCGGUAUCGCGACUUCGGUCGUUUAUUCUGUUCUAACACCCCUCUCCGAAGCAACGGGCCUCCCCGUCAGCACCCUCAAUGAAGGCACGGGAUAUCUUUUUCUGUUGGCCGGCUGGGGAUUGUUGUUCUGGCAACCCUUCGCUAUGCAAUUUGGGAAGCGGUUGACAUAUUUAUUGUCAUUGGCGGGAGUUCUAGGUAUGACUCUGUGGGGACCAUAUUCUGGUACCAAGGGCCAAUGGAUCGCUCGAAACGUUGUACAAGGCUUUUUCACAGCACCAAUCGAAGCUCUACCAGAGAUCAGCGUAACGGAUGUGUACUUUACACACGAACGAGGUACAUACAUGGGCCUAUACGCCUUCUUCUUGGCGGGCAGCAACUACUUCGCCCCGGUGAUUUGCGGCUUCAUCGCCGAAUACCAAGGCUGGCGCUGGGUUUUCUACUGGCCCAGCAUCUUUAUCGCCUUCGCGAUGGUAUUUCUCUUCUUUUUCAUGGAGGAAACAAAUUACGUCCGCGAACAUGUUGAAGACCCCACUGUUGCCAAUGUUCGACUUGGAUCUUCUCAUGGUGGCUCUACUGUUGGAGACAAUGAGAAAGGCGUGCCGGUCACGAAGGAGCCUUUGCCCAUUCCGGAGGUUGGUACUGUCUAUACGAAAAAACCAUAUAUCAAAAAGUUAUCUCUGCUGGGCCCGAAACAGAAACAAAACACCAUGUUUCGACAACUUUGGCAGAGUUUGUACUACCUGUCAUGGCCGGUCAUCUUUUAUGCUGGCUUCUCAUAUGGAUCCUAUCUUGUCUUGUUCAAUAUUUUAAACGGAACUGCUUCGAUUAUUUUGGGUGGACCGCCCUACAACUUCCAAUCUUCUAUGGUCGGUGUGAGUUACGUUGCCUGCUGUCUCGGGGUAACUCUGGGUUCCCUAUUUACCGGUCGCUUUAGUGACUGGUUGACUGUAAAGUUAGCCCGUCGGAAUGGCGGCGUGAUGGAAGCAGAGCACCGACUGUGGCCCUUUGCCGCCAACCUAAUUCUCGUGCCAGGCUCACUUCUACUUUGGGGUGUUGGUGCCGCGAACGAAAUUCAUUGGUUUGGCCUGAUCGUCGCGAUGUGCAUGCUUGCCUUCACAAAUACCAGCGGUAUCACACUGAGUGUCAACUACAUGGUUGACAGCUACCGAGAGCUGAGCGGAGUAGCGAUGACCACUGUUAUUUUGGUGCGAAAUACAAUGUCUUUCGCGAUUGGCUAUGGAAUCACCCCCUGGAUUCAGAACAUGGGUUACCAAAAUUGCUUUAUAUCCGCAGCCUUCGUUGGACUUGCAUGUGCCUCGAUUUUCCUCGUGAUGAUCAAAUUCGGGAAGUCAUUCCGUAUCCGCAGUCAGGAGAGGUAUUGGAAGAUUGUCGAGGAGAAUUGGGAAAAGGGGAUGGCACACUAG
Messenger RNA from Penicillium waksmanii, 1629 nucleotides. Its product is annotated as putative MFS transporter. Lineage: Eukaryota; Fungi; Ascomycota; Eurotiomycetes; Eurotiales; Aspergillaceae. The record is from RefSeq and is a predicted model, not a curated record. Gene Ontology annotation, biological process: transmembrane transport. Gene Ontology annotation, molecular function: transmembrane transporter activity. The coding region runs from base 1 to 1629 and encodes 542 amino acids. The transcript has 9 exons.